Zygosaccharomyces rouxii is the source of this 357-nucleotide messenger RNA. RefSeq lists its product as uncharacterized. The transcript has a single exon. The record is from RefSeq and is a predicted model, not a curated record. Gene Ontology annotation, biological process: mitophagy. Lineage: Eukaryota; Fungi; Ascomycota; Saccharomycetes; Saccharomycetales; Saccharomycetaceae. Bases 1 to 357 code for a protein of 118 amino acids. Gene Ontology annotation, molecular function: mitochondrion autophagosome adaptor activity.
AUGAGCGGAUUGUAUCCUAUACCUGACACAAGGUUUGAGAGCACAUUUAAAAGAGCAUUAAAUCGAGAAGCUGAAAAGCAGAGAACUCUACAAUGGAAAAAGAUGGGGGUUGAAGACCCGCUAGUGAUUAAUCAAUUGCAAAAGAACCAGCCUGUUAAAAUUAAUAGUUAUGUGGUUUGUAAAGUAGUGGCAAGAGACGUUAUAUUUAUGCCUCUCGUUCAAGGUCUCUUAUGGACUAGUCUUCUAAUCACGAUGAAACCUUGGUUAAGAAGCGUGAUUCAAAACGGUAGAAAAUUCGGUACUUUUAUCUAUAGGACGGUACUGGGUACUGAUCUAAUUAAAAAGAAGCAAGUAUAG